AUGAAGACGUGCGGCAGCGUCGACACCAAGAAGCUAGACCCGAAAGAGGAGUUUCCUGUCAUUGCUCAAUGCAGUCUUCAGCUCAGGCAUGGUGGUUUGAACGACGAUGUCGAUAUCAGUGGUGUAACGAUGAGGUUGUCCAUGAAUCUUCAGAGCAAGGCCGCCGGCAACGGUCCAAGGGAUAUGGUUUUGGUCCAGAAGCCGGCCGAGUGGGUCAAGGGUGUCCAAGAGUUUGAAGAAGUUGACGUCGAUUUCAGACUCUUUCUGAAGCAUCGCCGACUCCUCUUGGCUGUACCAACCCUUUUUAAUGUCUCGGCCGACUAG
Colletotrichum higginsianum IMI 349063 is the source of this 324-nucleotide messenger RNA. RefSeq lists its product as uncharacterized. The transcript has 2 exons. Lineage: Eukaryota; Fungi; Ascomycota; Sordariomycetes; Glomerellales; Glomerellaceae. The record is from RefSeq and is a predicted model, not a curated record. Bases 1 to 324 code for a protein of 107 amino acids.